Messenger RNA from Salvia hispanica, 2391 nucleotides. RefSeq names its product transmembrane E3 ubiquitin-protein ligase FLY2-like. The record is from RefSeq and is a predicted model, not a curated record. Gene Ontology annotation, cellular component: endomembrane system. Gene Ontology annotation, biological process: proteasome-mediated ubiquitin-dependent protein catabolic process. Gene Ontology annotation, molecular function: zinc ion binding; ubiquitin protein ligase activity. Lineage: Eukaryota; Viridiplantae; Streptophyta; Magnoliopsida; Lamiales; Lamiaceae.
AUAGAAUUUCACAAAUUCAGUAAAAAAGGGGUUCAGUUUGAAUUAAUUAAUGAUUAGAUUCUAUGUUCGUUUUUGGUUCGAUAAUUGACUGGUGGAGGUCAAGCAUGAUUUCGUUUCCAACCCAAAUACUACAAAUUGAUAAUUUCCUUUCCCUUUUUUCCUUUUUGUUUGGGUGUCAAACUAAUGAUUCAUUAGGUUGUUAAACUCUCCCUUUCUCUGUAUACCGAUCGGUGCAUUUCAUCCCUUUUCUUGUUGAGUUUGUUAGCAAUACGUUGUUUGUUGGACUCUUCUUUAACCAAAUAAGCCACCGAUUGAAGAAAGACAUGAUUUUUAGGCCUUUCCUGUGAUGGGCUUUGGGAAACUCGAGAAAUUAGUUGACGGCUAGGAUUUUAGCUCAGCUCCUCGAUGGAAAGUUGGAGUCUUUUGCGGUUUCUGUUGAGGAAUCUUUUUGGGGUAUGGUCCAUUUUAGUGGUGAUGUGGCCUGUGAAUGGGUUUAGGCCUUUGAGGCAGAGACGGUCUUGGGGUGAAGAGUGGCUUCCUAUUGGCAAGGAUGAUCAAGAAUUGGGACCAUUUUCUUCUUGGAACGUAACAGGGACCUAUAGAGGGAGUUGGAAGUUUCCAGAUUCUGCAAAUAGCUCUUCCAAGUUUGCUGAUUUUAGGAAGUCCAGUGGAAAUUCGAUACUAGAACUAAUCAGUACACCAACAAAAAUAACCGGUGUACACUAUGUGCAGGGAGUUAUAAUUUUCCAUGACGUGUUUGACAAUGAGAAUGAUGUACACGGAGCUCGAAUCAGGGUAGAAGGUGUGUAUAUUUGGCCUUUCAGACAACUAAGAAUGGUGGCUAACAGUGGAAAAGAGAGUGAGUUUGGGCAGGAAGAUGAUUAUUUAUUGUCUAACCCGUAUCACUUGCUCGGAGUUUUCUCGUCCCAGGUGUUUCAGGAGUCUCCACGAGAAAAAAUCUGGAAGAGGAAACAAUCCCCACUUUACGAAAUGGAGAAACACUGCAACAUUGAGAUCGCUGCUAAAAUUUCUCGAGCGUCUUCCAGGAGAAAUGGUGGAGAUCAAGACAAGUACUAUCUAGAAGGAGUUAUGGAGAGCCCUUCAGUGGAUGACGAUGUAGAUUGCUUCUCGCCCAUGCUCUUGAAUGCGACUUCUGUCAACGUCGAAGUCUACUAUAACAAAGCAGUUAACUACACUUUGAUGGUUACCUUUAUAUCUUUCCUCGAAGUUCUAUUGUUAAUCCGGCAAAUGGAACAUAGUAACACCCAAUCAGGGGCUGCCAAAGUUUCGCUUCUGAUGAUCGGGCAUCAAGCUAUAAUGGAUGCUUAUAUCUGCCUUCUACAUCUCACUGCCGGAAUUUUAGUUGAAUCUCUAUUUAAUGCUUUUGCAACGGCGGCAUUUUUCAAGUUUGUGGUUUUCUCAAUCUUUGAAAUGCGGUACCUACUUGCUAUAUGGAAGGCGAAUAGGCCAUCAACUAACGGAGAGAAUUGGGAGACGAUGAGGCGCGAGCUCUCGGUUCUUUACAGUCGUUUUUACGGGAUCCUUUUAGGUGGCAUUCUUGUCAUGUACGAGUUCCACAAUUUUCUUCGAAUCAUCCUUCUCCUCCUCCACUCUUUCUGGAUUCCACAAAUAGUGAUUAACGUAGUUCGUGACUCGAGGAAGCCAUUGCAUCCUCAUUAUAUCCUAGGGAUGACUAUAACUCGAAUUGCUAUUCCCUUAUACGUAUUCGGUUGCCCACAUAAUUUCAUGCGAAUAGAGCCCGAUCAGAGGUGGUGUAUCUCUUUGGCCUUUUUUAUGGGACUGCAAGUCUUCAUUCUUCUUCUCCAGCAUUAUCUCGGAUCCCGUUGGUUCAUUCCCCGUCAGAUUUUACCGGAGAAAUAUAGCUACUAUAGGCGAUUCCUUCAAGGUUCGAGCCACCACGCUACGGAUUGUGUCAUUUGCAUGACCGCCAUUGACCUCAGCCAGCGCUUGAAUGAUUGCAUGGUGACGCCGUGCGAUCAUUUCUUUCACGGAAGCUGCUUGCAGAGAUGGAUGGACAUAAAAAUGGAAUGCCCGACGUGCCGCCGUCCCCUCCCACCUGCUUAGAAAUGUACAUUUUGUUACUACACGAAAUCGAGCUGCUCUGCUAGUUAACAGUGUUGAGGAAUGAACCUAAGGCAUAACUGGUAGAUUUUCCGAGCAGAAGCAAGCGAAACGACAACCUCCAAUGGCAACGGUGCCGUGUAUACUGUAUGUAAUAGAAAGACAGCAAUUAGAGUUCCCAUUUUUAGGUAGGUUAAGAACAGUCUGUUUUAAACUAUACUGAUACAAUUUUCUCACUAAAUUCUGAAUGUACAUAUACAUACAUUACUUACACACAUAUUUCUUCAAUUAAGUUUGGAUUCGAGAGAA